AUGAUGGAGGUGCUGCCGGACCGCUGCGUGCCCAUCGCCAAGCGGGAGCUGCUCUACAUGGGGGCCGUGGGGGUGGUCUGCUGGCUUGGUGGCAUCAUCUUCAUCGACCGCAAGCGGACGCACGACGCCAUCAGCGUCAUGGCUGAGGCUGCCCACACCAUGCUCAGCCAGGACGUCCGGGUGUGGGUCUUCCCUGAGGGAACGCGCAACCACAGUGGCUCCAUGCUGCCCUUCAAGCGGGGCGCCUUCCACCUCGCCGUCCAGGCCCAGGUCCCCGUUGUCCCCAUUGUCAUCUCCUCCUACCAGCACUUCUACAGCAAGCAGGAGCGGAGGUUCACGGCCG
This is a messenger RNA of Nipponia nippon (crested ibis), 343 nucleotides long. NCBI's taxonomy places the organism in Eukaryota, Metazoa, Chordata, Aves, Pelecaniformes, Threskiornithidae. The record is from RefSeq and is a predicted model, not a curated record.